UCUAUUCGCAAUAUAUUUCAUAAACAAUCGUCCAACGACCUGAUAAAUUCAUAUCUCUCUUUUGAUUCAUCCCUCUCCUAAUUUCUUCAACUAGCAUUCAUCUCAACUUUUCGACUCUCUUGAGUAGAGAUCGAUGGCUGAAUUUCUCACUUUUGGUGCUCAAGAAUUGCUGAAGAAAGUGGCUUCACUGGCCGCUCAAGAGUUCGAUCUUGUAUGGGGAUUCAAUGGAGAAAUAACAAAGCUGCGUGAGUCAGUGCUCAUGCUUGAGGCUGUGCUACGAGAUGCUGAACAUCCGCAACAAGAUCAGGGAGAGGCUGUGAAGCUUUGGAUGAAGAAGCUUGAAGACAUAGCUCAACAUGCCGACGAUGUGUUGGAUGAUAAUGGAUAUGAGCUUCUCCGGCGUAAGGUGCAAUUGCGAAACCAGAUGAAGAAAAAGGUGCAAGAUUUUUUUUCCCUCUCCAAUCCCAUUAUAUUUCGUGUUAAAAUGACACAGAAAAUUAAGAAGAUCAACACAUCUUUGGAUGAGUUGAAUAAGAAGGCGGGUGUUAUUGGCUUAGUUGCUAGACGAUCCGUGGAUGCAACAACUUCCCAUGGUAUAAGCAUUGAGAGGGAAACCUACUCUAUUUUAAAACAAGAUGAAAACAAUAUCAUUGGAAGGGACGAUGUUGCGGCAGAUAUAGUUCAAGCCCUGACCCAAUCACACCAUAAUCUGGAAAGUGAUCUCCCGGUUUUGGCCAUUGUGGGUAUGGGAGGGCUUGGAAAGACAACUUUGGCUAAAUUAAUAUAUCAUGAAUCUGAGAUAAGUAAGCACUUUGAGAAAAAGAUGUGGAUAUGUGUAUCUACCCAUUUUGAAGUCAAUUCAAUUCUGAGAGGGAUCCUGGAAUAUCUUAAACCAGAAGCUGCAGUGAAAGGUAUAGAUGCGAUAUGUAACAUUCUUCAAGAAGAGUUGAAAGGAAAGAGAUACCUUCUUAUACUUGAUGAUGUAUGGAAUGAGGAUGGUGAAAAAUGGAACGAUUUGAAGAAUUGUUUGCUAAGAAUUACCGAUGCCCAAGGAAGCCGCAUUGUUGUCACUACUCGCAGUGACAAAGUUGCAAAAACUGUGGAGACCCUUCCUAGGUGUGAUUUGAGAAAACUAUCAGAUGAUGAGUGUUGGCUUAUAUUGAAGAAUAAAGCAGUUCCAGUCGGAAGUGUUCCUAUACUUGAAGAUCAAGAGAGAAUUGGAAGGGAGAUUGCCAAAAAGUGUGGAGGCCUACCAUUAGUGGCAAAGGUAUUAGGAAACAUCAUGCGCUCUAAAACGAGCAAUGAAUGGAGUUCAAUUAUGGAAAGUGAAAUAUGGGACUUGCCGGAAGAAGAAGACAGAAUCAUGUCAAUCUUAAAGUUGAGUUUUGAUGAAUUGAAAUUUUCAUCAUUGAAACAAUGUUUUGCAUAUUGCUCGAAAUUCAUCAAAGACUCUGUAAUGGAAAAGGAUGACUUGGUCCAACUUUGGAUGGCUCAAGGAUGGCUUCACCCCACCAAAAGUAAUAUUGAGAUGGAGGAUAGAGGGAACGAAUAUUUCAACAUUUUAUCAGAAAAAUCCCUUUUUGAAGACGUUGAAGAGGAUUUUGAUGGUUAUACAACAUGCAAGAUGCACGAUCUUGUGCAUGACCUUGCAGAACGAGUGUCAAACAUGACAAACUGCCGCUCACUAUUUUCCAAGGGAGAAGCACUUGGGAACACCUUGCCUAACUUUAGAUCUUUGCGUGUGUUAAAUUUAUACAAGGCAGACAUUGACAAGUUGCCGAGUUCAAUUGGAAAGUUGACACACUUGAGGUAUCUGAAUGUUAUGAAAACAAAUGUGAAAGCAUUUCCAAAAUCUAUUGGCCAACUUUAUUACCUUGAGACGUUUAAAAUGCCUUAUCAUGUUGAAGAGUUCCCAAAGAUGAUUGCUGAUAUGAUCAACUUGAGACAUGUUUAUUUUGGUAAAUAUGCGAAAGUUCCGGUUGGGGUAUUGGGAGGAUUGACUAAUCUCAGAUCAUUACCCGUUCUGAAGGUGGGUAAGGAGACUGGACCUAGAAUUGAGGAACUGGGUGGGUUAAGCCAUUUGAGAGGCACCUUAUCUAUCUAUAAUCUGGAGCAUGUAAGAGACGGAGAAGAAGCAGUGAAUGCAAAGUUAGUUGAUAAGAAACAUAUACGCAAGUUAACUCUCUCCUGGAAGCUUAGUAGACCAAGCAACAAUGUUGACAAUGAGGAUGAUGUACUUGAAGGUCUGCGACCACAUUGUAAUUUGGAAAUUUUGAAGAUUCAGGGGUUUAUGGGUGUUAAGUUUCCAUCAUGGUUUUUGGAUGCCAGCAACUUGAGAAAACUUGAAUUAGCAGGGUGCAACAAAUGCGAAGGAGUCCCAAUACUGGGCCAUCUGCCAAAUCUCAUACAUGUUAAGAUGAGGAACAUGCAGAACUUAAGGUGCUUGGGGUCUGAGUUCUAUGGUUACGAUCAGAUUUCAGGUGCAACAACAAGUGACGGGAGAAAGACUUUGUUUCCUGCUUUGAGAUCAUUACAUAUUGAGAAUGCCGAGAAUCUAAUAGAUUGGAUGGAAGCAGGGGAAGUGAUGCUGACGGCAGGAAAAUUAAGGGUGUUUCCUCACCUUGAGGAGCUGACCCUGGAGCGGUGUAAGCAAUUGAGAAGUGCUCCCAGUCAUUUUCCAUCUCUCAAGAAGUUGGAGAUAAGAGGAGUGGAAAGUGGUAUGCCUAUAGCCAGUAUUUUAAGCAAUAAACUGACUACUCUCACUGAUCUUGAAGUUGUUGAUGUCGAGGGACUUACUUGUCUUCCGGAAGGGACUUUAAGAAACAACAAGAGUCUUAAAUGUUUGACUAUUUGGAGCUGUCCUAAGUUGAGGUAUUUAUCUGAUGGGCUACUCCCACUCUCUCUCAAGGAGUUGGACAUAAGCGAUUGCUCCAGUCUAGAGUCCAUUCCAAUCAUCCCAGAGCAAGGCGGUCUCCCAUCUCUGCGCCAAUUGCAAAUAUUCAGGUGUCCUCAGUUAUCCAGUUUACCUGAGGGGCUACAAUACUGCACAUCUCUUCAAGAAUUGUUUAUAUCCGAGUGUUCUCAGUUAUCCAGUUUACCUGAUGGGCUACAAUACUGCACCUCUCUUGUUGAUUUGUACGUAAGAGAGUGCCCUAGGGUAACAUCCAUUCCAAUUGACAGUCUCAGUACAACCCUCCGAAGCUUGUGUGUAAAGAAUCCAGAGUCUCUUCCAAUUUUACACGGCGGCUUCACAUCCCUCCGUCUAUUGGUAAUCGACGGCUGUCAAAGUACACAAAUUGAUCUGCAAUUUUGUCAAAUCCUCGUCUCUCUUGAGGAGUUGAUAAUAAGUGAUUGUCCUAAUCUAGAGACUGUUCCAAGUUUAGACAAGCUCACAUCCCUCCGUGAGUUGACGAUUAGAGAUUGUUCCCGAUUGACAUGUCUACCCAGUGGGUUAGCAAUGGCAUCCCCACACGUAUUCACCCGUCUCAAGGGAUUGGAAAUUGGUCGGUUUUGGAAUGAGCUGGAUUCAUUUCCGGCUCUUCAGGUUCUACCACAACUUAAAUCAUUAGAUUUGUACGGGUGGCCGAAGCUCAAGUCUCUGCCUGAACAAAUUCAACACUUGACGUCUUUGACCCAUUUGUGGAUACGAUCCUUUGAGGGAGUGGAGGCGAUUCCAGAAUGGUUGGGAAACCUUGCAUCUCUUCAGUACUUAUGUAUUUUCGAUUGCAAGAAUCUGAUGUAUCUACCUUCCGUCCAAGCUAUGCAACGCCUCACCAAAUUAGAUUCGCUACGUAUCAUCGACUGUCCCCUUUUGAGCGAAAGAUGCACCGCGGAGAGCGGCCCAGAGUGGCCUAAGAUUUCUCAUAUUCCACAAAUUCAUGUUGAGGGACAGUUUAUUACAUAAACCGUUGAAGCUAUGCGAUACAUCAAUCAAGAAUAGGAGGUGCCUACGGGAAUAUCUCAAUUAGGAUUUGCUUCGAGUUUCACAUCAACUUACUUACUGUGUUCGGUGUGCUAUAUUUACAGGAGUAUCUACA
This is a messenger RNA of Rosa rugosa (rugosa rose), 4037 nucleotides long. RefSeq names its product disease resistance protein RGA2-like. Lineage: Eukaryota; Viridiplantae; Streptophyta; Magnoliopsida; Rosales; Rosaceae. The transcript has 3 exons. The record is from RefSeq and is a predicted model, not a curated record. Bases 134 to 3904 code for a protein of 1256 amino acids. Gene Ontology annotation, molecular function: ADP binding. Gene Ontology annotation, biological process: defense response to other organism.